Gekko japonicus is the source of this 2487-nucleotide messenger RNA. RefSeq names its product myosin-16. Gene Ontology annotation, biological process: actin filament organization; vesicle transport along actin filament. The record is from RefSeq and is a predicted model, not a curated record. The transcript is spliced from 20 exons. The annotation marks the transcript as partial. Gene Ontology annotation, cellular component: myosin complex; vesicle; cytoplasm. Gene Ontology annotation, molecular function: ATP binding; actin filament binding; microfilament motor activity. NCBI's taxonomy places the organism in Eukaryota, Metazoa, Chordata, Lepidosauria, Squamata, Gekkonidae.
AUGCCUGGUGGAUACAAAGGAGAGUGCGGGGACGAUGUGGACCCCAUGCCGUUCCUGGCGCCCACCGAGAAAGAGAAGAUCGAGGCUCUCAGCAAGCCGUACGAUAUCAAGAAAUCGUGUUGGGUCAAGGACGACAAGGAAGGCUUCGUCGCUGGAGAGAUCCAGUCCGAGACCGAUAACCAAGUCACUGUGAAGACAGUGACCAAUCAGACCGUCACCAUGAAGAAGGACGACGUCAUGCAGAUGAACCCGCCCAAGUUCUACCAGAUCAGCGACAUGGCCAACAUGACCUUCCUGAACGAAGCCAGCGUCUUGGACAACCUGCGGCAGCGUUACAUCGUCAUGAGGAUCUAUACCUACUCCGGCCUGUUCUGUGUCACCAUCAACCCGUACAAGUGGCUGCCCAUCUACGGCUCCCGCGUGGCUCAGAUGUACAAGGGCAGGAAGCGCACAGAGGUGCCCCCCCACCUGUUCUCCAUCUCUGACAACGCCUACCACGACAUGCUCAUGGAACGCGAGAACCAGUCUAUGCUGAUCACCGGAGAAUCCGGGGCCGGCAAGACUGAGAACACGAAGAAAGUCAUCCAGUAUUUUGCCAACAUCGGCAGCACAGGCAAAGCCCCUGCUGACGGGAAGGGGUCCCUGGAGGAUCAAAUCAUCCAGGCCAACCCAGUCCUGGAAGCCUUCGGGAAUGCCAAAACGACCAGGAACAACAAUUCCUCUCGCUUUGGUAAAUUCAUCCGAAUUCACUUUGGCAGCACAGGAAAACUGGCCGGGGCUGACAUUGAGAGCUAUCUCUUAGAGAAGUCACGUGUCAUCUCCCAGCAGCCUGCCGAGCGAGGGUAUCACAUCUUCUACCAGAUUCUUUCAAACAAGAAGCCUGAACUUACUGAGUCCUUGCUUCUCGUGCCCGACCCCAAGGAAUACCACUGGACGAGCCAGGGAGUGACUGUGGUCGAGAACAUGGACGACGGGGAAGAGCUGCUUCUCACGGACGUGGCCUUUGAUGUCCUGGGCUUCACUCCGGAAGAGAAAGUAGGCGUUUACAAGCUAACCGGCGGCAUCAUGCACUUUGGCAACAUGAAGUUCAAGCAGAAGCCGAGAGAGGAGCAAGCGGAAGUGGACACCACCGAGGUGGCCGACAAAGUCGCCCACCUGAUGGGCCUCAACUCCGGGGACCUCCAGAAGGGCAUCACCCGCCCCCGCGUGAAAGUGGGCAAUGAAUUUGUCCAGAAGGGUCAGAACAUGGACCAGUGCAACAACUCGGUCGGCGCCCUGGGCAAAGCCGUCUACGACAAGAUGUUCAAGUGGAUGGUGGUCCGGAUCAACAAGACCUUGGACACCAAGAUGCAGAGGCAGUUCUUCAUCGGGGUGCUGGAUAUUGCCGGCUUUGAGAUCUUUGAGUUCAACAGCUUUGAGCAGCUCUGCAUCAACUUCACCAACGAGAAGCUGCAGCAGUUCUUCAACCACCACAUGUUCGUGCUGGAGCAGGAGGAGUACAAGAGGGAAGGCAUCGACUGGGUGUUCAUCGACUUCGGCCUGGACCUGCAGGCUUGCAUUGAGCUCCUGGAAAAGCCCAUGGGCAUCUUCUCCAUCCUUGAAGAGCAGUGUGUGUUUCCCAAGGCGACUGAAGCUACCUUCAAGGCUGCCCUUUACGACAACCAUCUGGGCAAAUCCCCCAACUUCCAGAAGCCCAAAGGCGGGAAGGGGAAAGGGCCUGAAGCUCACUUUGAGCUGGUCCACUAUGCCGGCACGGUGGGCUACAACAUCUCCGGGUGGCUGGAGAAGAACAAGGACCCCCUGAACGAAACGGUGGUGGGCUUGUUCCAGAAGUCCAGCAUGGCUCUUCUCUGCAUUCUGUUCAAAGAGGAAGAGGCUGCAGCCGGAACCAAGAAGCAGAAAAGAGGAUCUUCCUUCAUGACCGUCUCCAACUUCUAUAGGGAGCAGCUGAACAAGCUGAUGACCACCUUGCACAGCACAGCCCCGCAUUUCGUGCGCUGCAUCGUUCCCAAUGAGUUCAAGCAGUCCGGAGUGGUUGAUGCUCACCUGAUCUUGCACCAGCUGGCAUGUAACGGUGUACUUGAAGGCAUCCGUAUUUGCCGGAAGGGCUUCCCCAACAGACUGCAGUACCCGGAGUUCAAGCAGAGGUACCAGAUCCUGAACCCCAAUGUCAUCCCUCCUGGCUUCGUGGACAACAAGAAGGCCUCAGAACUUCUGCUGGGAUCUGUCGAGCUGGGAGAGAACGAAUAUAAAAUCGGACACACUAAGGUGUUCUUCCGUGCCGGCGUCUUAGCCAAGCUGGAAGACAUGCGAGACGAUCGGCUGGCAAGGAUCAUGACCAUGUUGCAGUGCCGCGGGCGGGGUUUCCUGAUGAGGAUCGAGUUCAAAAAGAUGCUGGAAAGAAGGGUGGGCCUGAUAGCAAUCCAGAGGAACGUCCGCAAAUUCUUGCAGCUGCGGUUCUGGGGAUGGUGGAAACUGUACAACAAG